Messenger RNA from Galleria mellonella (greater wax moth), 15029 nucleotides. RefSeq names its product dynein beta chain, ciliary (gene Dhc93AB). Gene Ontology annotation, biological process: microtubule-based movement. Gene Ontology annotation, cellular component: dynein complex. Gene Ontology annotation, molecular function: ATP binding; dynein light intermediate chain binding; ATP hydrolysis activity. The coding region runs from base 96 to 13559 and encodes 4487 amino acids. Lineage: Eukaryota; Metazoa; Arthropoda; Insecta; Lepidoptera; Pyralidae. The record is from RefSeq and is a predicted model, not a curated record. The transcript has 65 exons.
UACAGUAGCUAGUCUCAUGUAAAUAAAAGAGAAAAGAGAAACCACCAAAAUUAUAGUAUGUAGAAUAAAGCAACUGAAUAUUUUUAAUUAGUAUAAUGGAUCAAGCUGGAACGUCCUCUUCCAACCAAGACCCACGGUUCGAUUUCAUAGGUUCCUAUGCUGUAAAAUCACUAAAACUAAAACCUGAAAAAUGGACGAGGGUAUUAGGCAUAGAGGAACACAGGACCACACUAAAAGACUUCGUGGACAAACCUUUACCAAUACUUUUAGUGGUAGUUUUGACAAACGCCUUACAAUUAGUACCAGUCAUAUCAUUCCCAUGUUAUUUGAAGAAUAAAGCAGUUUAUUUUGUUAAAAAGAAGGCCGAUGUCGUUCCGAAGGAGAAUUGCUCUGAAAUGAUAGUAUUUGGUGACUUAGCACCAAGAUUAAUAGACGAAUUGGCUGCAUUGGUGGACGAGGUAUUUGUGCCACUUUUAUCAAACCCAUUAAACCAUGAAGGAUGGCCGUUGGUGGUCUCUCAAGAUAUUCUAAAACAAAUACACAAUCUUAAAAGUACUGUAUACGAGGUAAAAGGUAAAGUAAAUGGCCAGACAGUAUUACCAAUGCCGGUCGGUGUAGAACUAGUCCACGAAGCUGAGAAAGAACUUUUGAAAGGCAAAGAAGUAGACCUGUACUUGAAGAGUGCGAUCGAAGGGGUCGUUAUCAAAUGGGCGCAACAAAUCAAUGAUGUGAUGAUGGAAGACACUGCGCAGUCUUUUGAUAAUGGACAGAACCCACUGCCAUCAGUUGAGCUUGCAUUCUGGAAGUCCAGACUGAGCAAUUUGAACUAUAUAUACGAUCAGCUACGUACAGAAAGAGUUCGCUGUAUGGCUGUUAUAUUGGAAAAGACGUCAUCGGCAUACUAUCCGUGCUUUAGCAGAUUAUUCAAGAACAUUGUAUCUGCUUUGGCAGAAGCACGAGAGAUAGAUAUGUAUUUGAGAACAUUAGAGAGACAUUUUCAGCUUUUGGAGGACACCGAUUUCACAGAAUGCCAGCCUUUUUUUCGUCCGCUCUUCCACGUAAUUUGUAUGAUUUGGCGAGAUUCCAAAUAUUAUUGCAGCUCAUCUAAAUUGAUGGUACUACUCAAGCAAAUAUGUAAUCUGCUUAUUUAUCAGGCAAAGAAGUGUCUCGAUCCAAGCACACUAUUCCACAGCGAUAUCGAUGAAGCAACACAACGCAUUCAAAUAACAAUAAAUAUUAUCAAAAAAUUUUAUUCUACAUUCGACCACUUCAAAGAUAAUCUACAUACAUAUUUCGUAGACAGAAGGGUGGUACCUUGGACUUUUCAUUCCAAUGUGGUAUUUGAAAGAUUGAACAGAUUUCUAAAGAGACUUACUACGAUUCAAUGGUUCUUUAGUACAGUCUUAGAGUUCCAGAAAUUGGAAAAAAUUGAAAUCGGCGGUAUGAAAGGAAAAGUUUUAGGUGGUCAGAUCAGAGAGAUAUCAGCGGAGUUCGAUUCUUAUUUUCACAGUUUCGCGUCGAAGUCUUAUGAUGUUCUGGACCCUGACGAUGAUACUUUUGAUGAAGAUUUCAAAGCGUUUCAAGAAAACAUCAUCGACUUGGACUUGAAACUGUCCACUGUCUUAGUCGAGUCGUUUGAUAACUCCUCAACGUUGGAAGCUAUUUUUAAGCUAAUAGACAUUGUUGGAUCUGUUUUGGAUCGACCUCUCAUAAAAAAUGAAUUUACAGCAAAAUACGUCGAGAUUAUUGUAUUACUUCAAGAGGAACUCGAUAUUUGUGAAGACCUGUUCAACGAGCAAACACGUCGGUUGGAGAAAUACGGUGUUAUGGAGGUCGACACAUUCCUUCCUCCAGUAGCUGGAGGACUACUCUACAUGACGAUGCUAGCUGCGAGGAUCUCCAAGCCUGUAGCUAGCUUUCGCAAUUUGCCGCACCCGAUAAAGGGUACGGAAGAAGCGAUCAAAAUUUUCAAAAGGCACGACACACUUAUUGAAAAAAUAAACGAGUUCAAGAAAAAGUAUUUUAAAGAUUGGACGACAAACGUUCCGAAAAUAAUUAAAGAUAAAGCUACUAACAAGAUAAUUGCUCGCCAAGGCUCAGACCUGGUAUUAAAUUUUAGUCCAAUGCUUUUAGAUGUUCUAAAAGAAGUCCACCAUUUAAAAAGUAAUCCAGAUUUCAAGGAUUUAUUACCGCCAGAAAGUCUACAAUUAUUUGAAAAGCAAGAAACUUAUAGGCAGUAUAGAAUAAAUCUCGGUAUCACAAUUGACUGGUAUAAUCAAAUAAGAAAAAAUAGUCAAAAAGUAGAGUUUGAUUUAGUAGAAGAUGAAAUAAAGGCAAUAGAUCAGAGGAUUGAAAUGGGGCAAAACCAAUUAAAUUGGAAUUCACAAGAUUUGUGGAAUUAUUUACAAGAAUUGCAUACGUUAGUGGGAAAUUUGUACGGGCGUAUGUCCAAGAUACAAGAAAAUUUAAAGGAAAUCAAAGCCGUUAUGAAAGAUUGGUCGUUGCAGCCUUUAUUCGAGAGAAAAGAGGGGAAGAAAGAUACAUUAUUAAAUUUAGAUGAUCGUCAAGAUAGAAAGAAUAAACGGUAUGAUGAUAUCCGUGCAGCUGAUCAGAGGGUAAGAGAGCUUCUUAAAGAAAAUAUGGAGUUAUUCAAUAUGCAAGAUAAUCAAGACAGCAAAAUAUGGCUGAACUAUGUAUCCUUUAUUGACGAACUCAUGGAAGAAUCAUUGUUUAAGUCCAUAGCUUGCAGUAUGGGUUAUUUAACGGAGCACAUGAAUCCUAACAAUAAGUUGGCUCCAUUAUUCCAAGCUCAAUUAGAAUUAUUGGAACCCGAUAUGGUUUUUGCUCCGAGUUUAGAUCCUAAACAUGAAAAAGGAUUUACAGCUUUGAUAAAAGGGCUCAUUGAUGAUAUAUUGAAAAUGUCGACGUUAACACAAAGGAUAAAUAUUAAAAAGACGGAGACUUAUGAAGUACAGAUAGUCAACAGUGAAGAUAUAACUGAAAUGAAAGUUGAAAUAAUGGAGAGAAUCGAUAAGGUUAUUGAAGACGCAAACGAGUUCUGUAAGACCUUUGAAAACUAUUCCUACCUUUGGCUUGAAGAAAGAGAUGCAGUUAUGGACAUAUUCUUAACUUACGGAAGAAUACUUCAGCCCGAAGAGAUAGAUAGAAUUGGUGGGGAAGAUAGUGAUAAUCCUCCUCCAACACCAUGCCCACCAAAAAUGGAAGGGUUUAGAGAGCAAAUUGAUAAUUACGAAAAUCUUUUUAUGGAUAUUGAAGACAUGGAUUCGUAUAAAAUAUUUAAUUGUUGGUUUCAGGUUGACGUUAGGCCUUUUCGACAAGCUUUGUUGAAUACUGUUAGAAAAUGGGGAAAUAUGUAUAAAGAGCAUUUAGUUGAAAAUGUAACUUCAAGUUUAAGUGAUUUGGCUCAAUUUAUUCGUAAAGCGGAUGAAGGUUUGAUGCAACCAGUUCCUGAAGGAGAUUAUGAAGCACUAAUUGCUAUAAUGGGAUACUUGAUGAAUGUGAAGGAGCGAGCAUUAACUACAGAUGAUAUGUUUCAGCCUAUAUCGGAAACUAUAGAAUUGUUGAAGUUUUAUGAUAUGGAUAUUCCUGAAGAAGUAAAUGUUUUGCUCCAGGAAUUGCCCGAACAAUGGCAAGCUACGAAAAAGUUGGCUCUUACAGUCAAACAGCAAGUUGCCCCUCUUCAAGCAGCCGAAGUAAGCGGCAUUAGAAAGAAAAUUGCUAUAUUUGAUGCACAUGUCAAUUAUUACCGAGAAGUAUUUAAAAGAUAUGAGUUCUUUAAAUAUGAAUGUGAAGAUCCUUAUGAUGUUAUGUCACGAGUAGAUUUUGAAAUGCUUUACUUGGAAGAGGAAAUGAAGAAUAUACAGGAAUCAGGUUCACUUUUCGAAGUCAAUGUGCCUGAAUUCAAGUUGCUGAGGCAGUGCAGAAAAGAGUUACGAAUGCUGAAGCAACUAUGGGAUUACGUGUACAUUGUCAGAACAAGUAUUGAGGAUUGGAAAACAACGCCAUGGCGUAAAAUUGAUGUUGAAAACAUGGAUAUAGAAUGCAAGAAAUUCGCCAAAGAAAUAAGAUUACUGGAUAAGGAGAUGAGAAGUUGGGACACUUACACGAAUUUGGAAGCUACAGUGAAGAAUAUGCUGACAUCUUUGAGAGCGGUUGGCGAAUUACAAAAUCCAGCCAUCAGGGAAAGGCAUUGGGAUCAGUUAAUGAAAAGUACUAAGAGCUUAGCUGCAUUGCCACCUGAACUCACUGUAAGAAUCGUGAUGGAUACUAAUACUACGUUAGCGGAUUUAUUGGCUCUUAAUUUACACGAAUGUGAAGAAGAGGUAAAAAAUAUAGUAGACAAAGCAGUGAAAGAGAUGUCGAUGGAAAAAACAUUAAAAGAUCUUGACAAUACUUGGAAAGGUUUAGAAUUUGAACAGGAAGUACACCCAAGAACAGGAUGCACAUUACUAAGAGCUAGUGAAGAACUUAUUGAAACCUUAGAAGAAAAUCAGGUACAAUUACAAAAUUUGAUAACAUCAAAAUUCAUAGCUCACUUCUUAGAAGAAGUUUCUAGUUGGCAGCAGAAACUGUCGAUAGCGGAUCAAGUGAUAACAGUAUGGUUUGAGGUUCAAAGAACUUGGACUCAUUUGGAGAGUAUAUUUAUGAGCUCUGAAGAUAUAAGAAAACAGUUGCCUGAUGAUUCCGCGAGAUUUGAUAGAAUUGAUGCGGAGUUUAAAAUUCUAUCAACAGAAAUGGCUAAAACACCAAAUGUUGUGAAAGGAACAAAUAAAGAAGGUCUAGUGGAAAAACUUGACCAUUUACAGAAGGAUUUGGUAAUUUGUGAGAAAGCUUUAGCUGAGUAUUUGGAAACAAAGAGAUUAGCUUUUCCAAGAUUUUAUUUUGUAUCAUCGGCUGAUUUAUUAGAUAUUUUAUCAAAUGGAAAUCAAGCUGAUCUGGUCGUAAGACAUUUAACCAAACUUUUCGAUUCAAUCGCUAAACUUAAGUUUAUUGAAAGCGAAAAUCCUAAGGAAAAGGUAGCACUCGGUAUGAUAGCAAAGGAUGGCGAAUAUGUUCCAUUUCAUGGUACCUGCGAUUGUACUGGACCGGUGGAAAUUUGGUUAAAUAGAUUACAAGAUAUAAUGCGAUCAACAAUUCGUCAGUAUUUUGGCGAGGCGAUUGUUUCAUACGAAGAAAAACCUAGAGAACAAUGGCUAUUCGAUUUCAUGGCACAGGUUUCUUUAUGUGGUUCACAAAUUUGGUGGACGACUGAAGUUAAUAUGGCCUUUGCUAGAUUAGAAGAAGGGUAUGAUAAUGCUCUCAAAGAUUACUACAAGAAACAAUUAGCCCAACUAAGUACACUGAUCACUUUGUUGAUCGGAGAAUUGACUAAACAGGAUCGACAAAAAAUUAUGACUAUUUGCACUAUUGAUGUGCAUUCUAGAGAUGUUGUCUCCAAAAUGAUACAAGGAAAGGUAGAAGCGGGGUCCGCUUUUCAAUGGCAGUCGCAACUUAGACACAGAUGGGAUGAAAAUGAAGUCCAUUGCUUCGCUAAUAUUUGCGACGCUCAAUUCCUAUAUAGCUAUGAAUAUUUGGGAAACACUCCACGAUUGGUUAUAACGCCACUGACUGAUAGAUGCUACAUAACGUUAACUCAGUCCCUACAUUUGAUAAUGGGCGGAGGUCCAGCAGGACCCGCUGGUACUGGAAAAACAGAGACAACUAAAGAUUUGGGAAGAGCAUUGGGUAUAAUGGUAUACGUUUUCAAUUGUUCAGAACAAAUGGACUAUCAGUCCUGCGGAAAUAUCUAUAAAGGAUUAGCACAAACAGGAGCAUGGGGUUGUUUUGAUGAAUUCAACAGAAUAUCUGUUGAAGUAUUGUCCGUUGUAGCUGUUCAAGUAAAGUCAGUACAGGAUGCAAUUAGAGAUAAGAAAGAAAAGUUUAAUUUUAUGGGGGAAAUAAUAUCCUUAGUACCAUCUGUCGGAAUCUUCAUUACUAUGAAUCCAGGAUACGCCGGUAGAACUGAAUUGCCUGAAAAUUUAAAAGCUCUCUUUAGGCCUUGCGCUAUGGUUGUGCCUGAUUUUGAAUUGAUUUGUGAAAUUAUGUUAGUUGCUGAAGGAUUUCAAGAAGCUAAAAUUUUAGCAAGGAAGUUUAUUACUCUGUAUACUUUGUGUAAAGAGUUAUUGUCUAAGCAAGAUCAUUAUGAUUGGGGCUUGAGAGCAAUCAAAUCAGUAUUAGUAGUUGCAGGUUCUUUAAAAAGAGGCGAUCCAGGUAGACCUGAAGAAGAAGUGUUAAUGCGGACACUUCGAGACUUCAAUAUACCAAAAAUAGUAACAGAUGAUAUGCCGGUUUUUAUGGGCCUAAUUGGAGAUUUAUUUCCUGCUCUUGAAGUACCGAGGAAACGUGAUUUAGAGUUUGAACGAACUGUUAAACAAGCGGCCAUGGAUUUAACGCUACAACCAGAGGAUAAUUUUAUUCUUAAAGUUGUUCAGUUGGAAGAAUUAUUAGAAGUUCGACAUUCUGUAUUUAUCGUCGGUAACGCUGGUACAGGCAAAACUCAAGUAUGGAAAACACUAUUCAAAACUUAUCAAAAUUUAAAGAAGAAACCAAUUUAUAAUGACUUAAAUCCGAAAGCUGUUACAAACGACGAGUUAUUUGGAAUUAUAAAUCCAGCAACUAGAGAAUGGAAAGAUGGAUUAUUCUCUGUAAUAAUGAGAGACCAAGCAAAUCUUGUUGGAGAAAAUCCAAAGUGGAUACUUUUGGAUGGAGACAUUGAUCCAAUGUGGAUUGAAUCUUUAAAUACUGUAAUGGAUGAUAACAAAAUUUUAACUUUGGCCAGUAAUGAAAGAAUAGCUUUAACACCAAGUAUGCGAUUGAUGUUUGAAAUUUCUAAUUUACGAACUGCUACACCAGCGACUGUAUCUAGAGCUGGGAUUUUAUACAUAAAUCCUCAAGACUUAGGAUGGAAUCCUUAUGUUACAAGCUGGGUAGAGACGAGGAAGAUUCCUGCCGAGAAAUCAAAUUUAGUAAUGUUAUUUGACAAAUAUAUACCACCAUGUCUAGAAACUAUUAGAAAUAGGUUCAAAAAAAUAACACCUAUAGCAGAGAUGGCACAUAUACAAAUGCUCUGUCAUCUUCUAGAUUGCUUAUUUGUACCUGAAAAUACACCUGCGGAUUGUCCUAAAGAAUGGCACGAUAUCUUCUUUGUUUUUGCCUGUGUUUGGGCAUUUGGAUCUGCUAUGUUUCAGGAUACUGGUGUCGACUACAGAGUUGAGUUCACAAAAUGGUGGGUUAACGAGUUUAAAACUGUUAAAUUCCCAUCAGGUGGCACUGUUUUCGACUAUUAUAUUGAUUCCGAAACUAAGCAGUUUACUCCUUGGACAGAGAAAAUCCCUAAGUUUGAAUUAGAUUCUGAUGUACCUCUACAAGCAGUAUUAGUACCAACAGCAGAGACGAUUCGAAUUAGAUAUUUCUUAGAUUUAUUGAUGAAAAAUAAACAUCCCGUAAUGUUAGUAGGAGCUUCUGGUUGUGGUAAAACAGUUUUAGUGAAUGAAAAAUUACAAGGACUUCCAGAAAACUAUGCGAUACAAUCAGUCCCGUUUAAUUUUUAUACGACGUCGGAGAUGUUACAAAAAGUCUUAGAGAAACCGUUAGAGAAAAAAGCUGGCCGUAAUUAUGGGCCACCCGGAAACAAAACCUUGAUUUACUUCAUAGACGACAUGAAUAUGCCUGAAGUGGAUACAUACGGAACCGUACAGCCUCAUACUAUUAUUAGACAACAUAUGGACUAUAAUCAUUGGUAUGACCGCAACAAAUUGACUCUGAAAGAUAUUCACAACACCCAAUAUGUAUCUUGCAUGAAUCCGACGUCUGGAAGUUUCACGAUAAAUCCAAGACUGCAAAGACAUUUCUGUGUAUUCGCAAUAAGCUUCCCUAAUAAUGAGGCAUUAAACAAUAUUUAUCAUUCGAUAUUAUCACAGCAUUUAAUAAACCCUGAAUUGAGAAUAAAUCCUCUAAUAGCCAAGUUAUCAGGAAAUGUAGUGACAGCUACAAUAACUCUUCAUAAUAAGAUAUUACAAAUUUUCUUACCUACUGCAAUAAAAUUUCAUUAUAUAUUUAAUUUAAGAGAUUUAUCAAAUGUAUUUCAGGGUUUUAUAUUUAGUACAAACGAAUGUCUCGUAAACCCAUCGGAUAUAAUACGUUUAUGGCUUCAUGAAACUCAUCGAGUAUAUGGAGACAAACUCAUUGAAGACAAAGAUAUUGAUGCUUUUCUUAAAAUGCAAGUUGACAUUUGCAAAAAAAGUUUUGAGGAAAUAGACGAAGGCGUAGUAUUUGAGCGACCCAACAUCUACUGCCAUUUUGCGGGAGGAAUUGGCGAGCCGAAAUAUAUGCCGAUAGCCAGCUGGGAGCAACUAAAUCAACUUCUAACCGAGGCCAUGGCGAGUUACAACGAUCUCAUUGCAGCUAUGAACUUGGUAUUGUUCGAGGAUGCUAUGAUGCAUAUAUGCAGGAUAAGUCGUAUUUUGGAGAGUCCAAGAGGUAGCGCUUUGCUAGUUGGUGUUGGAGGUUCUGGUAAACAGUCUCUUUCACGUCUUGCUGCCUUUAUAUCAAGUUUGGAAGUAUUGCAAAUACAACUCAAAAAGGGCUAUGGGGUGACUGAUCUCAAGAAUGAACUCUCUGGCCUAUAUAUUAAAACAGGCCUAAAAAACGUGGGUAUAAUGUUUUUGAUGACGGAUGCGCAGGUUGCUAACGAACAGUUUCUAGUUCUAAUCAAUGAUUUAUUGGCCUCGGGUGAAGUUGGCGAUUUAUUCCCUGAUGAUGAGAUUGAAAAUAUAAUUGGUGGUGUAAGGAAUGAGGUCAAAGGAGCUGGAUUGCCGGAUACGAGAGAAACUUGUUGGAAAUUCUUUAUAGACAGGGUUCGUAAACAGUUAAAAGUGGUGCUAUGCUUUUCUCCAGUUGGCUCCACUUUGAGAGUUAGAUCCAGAAAGUUUCCAGCCCUUAUUAAUUGUACCUCUAUUAAUUGGUUCCAUGAGUGGCCACAAGAGGCUUUAGUGUCGGUAUCAAUGCGAUUCUUAGAAGAAUUACAUGCAUUGCCUAUUGCUCUCAGAGAUUCUAUUGCAAGAUUCAUGGCAUACGUCCAUACCUCAGUUAACACAAUAUCUAAAGCAUACUUAUCUAAUGAAAGAAGAUAUAAUUAUACAACUCCAAAGAGUUAUCUAGAACAAAUUAGUUUAUACUCUAAACUAAUCAACAACAAAACAGAAGAGCUACGUGCUAAAAUUACUAGAUUAGAAAAUGGUCUUGAAAAAUUGCGUAGCACAGCAUGCCAAGUAGAUGCAUUAAAAGCGAAAUUGGCCAUACAAGAAGUAGAACUGCAACAGAAGAAUGAAGCAGCGGAUAAACUUAUUGAGAUGGUUGGCAUCGAAACUGCUAAAGUCCAAAACGAGAAAGCUCUCGCUGAUGAAGAAGAAGAAAAAGUGGCUGUAAUUACUGAAGAAGUAUCGAAAAAGCAAAAAGAUUGUGAAGUAGAUCUGAUUAAGGCUGAGCCGGCCUUGGUAGCCGCUCAAGAAGCCUUGAAUACGUUGAACAAAGCGAACCUUACAGAACUAAAGUCGUUUGGUUCUCCUCCUGGUGCUGUUACUAAUGUGACUGCUGCCGUCAUGGUGCUUAUGGCUCCUGGUGGGAAAAUACCCAAAGACAGGAGUUGGAAAGCAGCCAAGGUAGUGAUGGCCAAAGUUGACGUCUUCCUUGAAUCAUUAAUAAAUUACGACAAGGAAAAUAUCCAUCCGGACGUCAUCAAAGCCAUCCAGCCAUAUCUUAAGGAUCCGGAGUUUGAACCAGAGUUUGUGCGAUCUAAAUCGGCCGCAGCGGCAGGUCUCUGCGCGUGGGUGAUUAACAUAAUCAAAUUCUACGAAGUGUUCUGCGACGUGGAGCCUAAAAGGAAGGCUCUCGCCGCAGCUAACGCAGAACUGGCAGCCGCUACGGAGAAACUACGAUCGAUCAAGUCUAAAGUUGCUUCUCUAGAAGAACUGCUGGCUUCAUUGACAGCAGACUUUGAGAAGGCGACUUCCGAGAAACUGAAAUGCCAGCAGGAGGCUGACGCUACUAAUAGAACUAUUCAGCUCGCUAACAGAUUAGUCAACGGACUCGCCAGUGAAAAUGUUCGGUGGGCUGAGGCAGUAUCCAGUUUCAUGCAACAAAGUACGACUCUACCGGGGGACAUUCUUCUUGUGUGUGCUUUCAUAUCGUACGUGGGAUGUUUUACAAAGCAGUAUCGAUUGGAUUUAUUACAUAAAAACUGGCUUGUCUUUUUAAAGACUUUAGAGCCUCCGAUACCAAUAACGGAAGGCUUAGAUCCACUAACGAUGCUCACGGAUGACACGACGAUAGCGAUGUGGCAGAACGAAGGUUUGCCCUCUGACCGGAUGAGUACUGAAAAUGCCACGAUACUGUCGAACUCGGAUCGAUGGCCACUUAUGAUUGAUCCACAGUUACAAGGUGUUAAAUGGAUUAAACAAAAAUACGGAGAUCAAUUACGAGUAAUUCGUUUAGGACAAAAAGGAUAUCUAGAUACUAUAGAAAAAGCAAUUAUUAAAGGAGAAACAGUACUAUUAGAAAAUAUAGGUGAAACUGUAGAUCCAGUAUUGGAUCCUUUGCUUGGAAGAAAUCUUAUAAAGAAGGGAAAAGCAAUCAAAAUUGGCGACAAAGAAAUAGAAUACAGCCCAAACUUCAGACUCAUAUUACAUACUAAGUUGGCCAACCCUCAUUAUAAACCAGAAAUGCAAGCACAAACAACUCUUGUUAAUUUCACUGUAACCAGAGAUGGGUUAGAAGAUCAGCUAUUGGCAGAAGUAGUAAAAGCUGAAAGACCAGAUUUGGAGGAUUUAAAAGCAGAGUUGACAAAACAACAAAAUCAGUUUAAGAUUCAGUUAAAAGGUUUAGAAGACGAUCUUCUAUCUCGAUUGUCUUCAGCUGGAGAGAAUAUAUUAGGCGACACCGCUUUAGUGGAGAACUUGGAAACAACAAAGAAAACUGCUGCUGAUAUUGAGAAAAAGGUAGCAGAAGCUAAAAUUACAUCUCACCAAAUAGACCAAGCACGAGAAUUCUAUCGGCCAGCCUCAGCUAGAGCUUCUCUAUUGUAUUUUAUUUUGAAUGACUUAAAUACCAUCAAUCCGAUAUAUCAGUUCUCUUUGAAGGCCUUCAGCGUGGUAUUUCAAAAAGCAAUAUCUCGUGCGGAACCUGCUGAAGAGGUCACCCAGAGAAUAAAAAAUUUGAUUGACUGUAUUAGUUAUUCAGUUUUUCAGUAUACAUCUAGAGGAUUGUUUGAAUGUGAUAAACUUAUAUUUGCAUCACAGAUGACUUUUCAGAUACUCUUAAUGAGUGAAGAGAUAUCACCAGCCGAAUUAGAUUUUUUCCUACGGUUCCCAGUGAAACCCCAUGUGACUAGUCCGGUGGAUUUCUUGUCGAACCAUAGCUGGGGUGGUAUAUGCUCUUUAGCUGGAAAGGACGAGUUUAGAAAUCUCGAUAGAGAUAUAGAAACCUCUUCCAAAAGGUGGAAAAAGAUUGUGGAACUGGAAUGUCCUGAAAGGGAAAAGUUUCCACAGGAAUGGAAAAAUAAAACGGCUUUACAAAGACUUUGUAUGUUUAGAGCACUUAGACCUGAUAGAAUGACGUAUGCAGUUGCUGCAUACAUUGAAGAGAAAAUGGGAUCAAAAUAUGUCGAAAAUAGAACAGUUGAAUUCAGUAAGUCUUUUGAAGAAACCAGUCCUACGACUCCAAUAUUCUUUAUAUUAUCACCGGGCGUGAACCCUUUGAAAGACGUGGAAGCAUUGGGGAAAGUCAUGGGAUUCACAGCAGACAAUGGAAAUUUCCAUAAUGUGUCACUUGGUCAAGGUCAAGAGAUAGUCGCCGAGCAGGCGAUGGACAUUGCCGUGCAAAAAGGACAUUGGGUAGUGUUGCAGAACAUUCACUUGGUAAAGAAAUGGUUACCAAGCCUGGAGAAGAAGAUGGAGACGUUUGCUAGUGGUUGUCACAAUGACUUCAGACUGUUCAUGUCGGCUGAGCCGGCCGCUACUCCCGCCGCACACAUCAUACCACAAGGCAUACUGGAAUCUAGUAUUAAAAUCACAAAUGAACCACCUACUGGGAUGCAGGCCAAUAUUCACAAAGCACUGGACAAUUUUAACCAGGAAACUUUAGAAAUGUGCGGCAAAGAAGCAGAAUUUAAAGCGAUAUUAUUUGCUUUAUGUUAUUUUCAUGCUGUGGUCGCCGAGAGAAGGAAAUUCGGUCCACAAGGAUGGAACAAGAUUUACCCUUUCAAUGUUGGUGAUCUGACUAUAAGCGUUUUUGUCUUAUACAACUAUUUAGAAGCGAAUGCAAGGGUCCCAUGGGAAGAUCUGAGAUACCUCUUUGGCGAGAUUAUGUACGGAGGACACAUCACUGAUGACUGGGAUCGGAGACUUUGUAAUGCUUACCUUGAAGAGUUAAUGCAGCCUGACUUGGUCGACGGCGAACUUCAAUUAGCUCCUGGAUUUCCCGCCCCUCCGAAUACUGAUUAUUGCGGCUAUCACCAAUACAUAGAAGACGCAAUGCCUCCCGAAUCACCAUACUUAUACGGCCUGCAUCCAAACGCCGAGAUUGGUUUCCUUACCACCACUUCAGAAAACCUUUUCAGGACCAUAUUCGAGAUGCAGCCCAGAGAUGCGCAGGCAUCUGGAGCUGCUACUGUUACUAGGGAAGACAAGGUAAAACAAAUGCUCGAUGAAAUAAUGGAAAAGUUGCCAGAGGAGUUCAAUAUGGUGGAGAUUAUGGGGAAAGUGGAAGAAAGAACGCCAUAUGUAAUCGUUGCAUUCCAGGAGUGCGAACGGAUGAAUUAUUUAACGGGAGAGAUGAAACGAUCACUUAGGGAGUUAGACUUGGGAUUAAAGGGUGAACUUACGAUUACUUCUGAUAUGGAAGAUUUGGAAAAUGCAUUAUUUUUGGAUCAAGUACCUGCAAUAUGGUCCCAGAGAGCAUACCCCUCAUUACUCGGUUUAUCAGCAUGGUACGUAGAUUUGCUUCUUCGCCUACGAGAGCUGGAAACUUGGGCCACUGACUUUGUUUUACCAUCAUCUGUAUGGUUGGCUGGAUUCUUCAACCCGCAGAGCCUCCUCACAGCUAUCAUGCAGAGUACAGCCCGACGAUACGAGCUGCCCUUGGACAAGAUGUGUUUACAGUGUGACGUCACUAAGAAAAUGAAGGAAGAGUUUACGAUCAUUGAUGCCAGGGCGGCACCGCGCGACGGCGCUUACGUGCAUGGGCUGCUGAUGGAAGGUGCCAGGUGGGAUGUCCAGGCCGGCAUCAUCAUGGAUUCCAAGCUUAAGGAUCUGUUCCCACCGAUGCCGGUGAUUAACGUCAGGGCCAUUACCCAAGACAAACAAGAUCUCCGUAAUAUGUACGAGUGUCCAGUCUACAAGACGAGAACCAGGGGUCCUACUUACGUAUGGACUUUCAAUUUGAAGACUAAGGAUAAACCAUCCAAGUGGACCUUAGCUGGUGUCGCGUUACUACUGCAAGUCUAAGGUCUUGUUAUUUUUAAGUAACCUAUAAAUCAUAGUAGAGAAUUUAGAAAAAUUUAAAUUACAACAAAUAGUUUUUGCUCUUCGCACGUCUAUAUUUAUAACAAACUAUUGAAUCAAAGCACUUACUGCAUUAUUUAUAAAAACGAUAAAUGUCUAACAUCUAAAUGUAUUUUAGCUAUUGAAAAGUUUUGUCUCUUAUGCUAAAUUUUGAUUUUUAAAAUGUAUGAUCAAACAUCCAAAUAUUUUAGAAGAAUUGUAAAAGUUCGACUUUUAUGUAGGUAUAUAAAUUUACCUAUACCUUUGAAACAGAUCCUUUACGUUGUCGGUAGGGAGAAUCAAGUACCGAUAUUUUUUAUUCUUAUCUAAAUUUUUUGCUUUUUCUACAUUCAUAUUACUUCAUGACACCACGUUUAUUUCGGGGACCGUUGGCUUCUUCUUCACACAUUGAUUUGGUGAUUUACUUGUAUCAAUACUUGUACUCUGAUAAGGUAAAUACCGAUUGAAAGAGAAAACAAUAAUUCUUUAAAAUUGGGAAAUAUGCAUGAGAUGAACUAUGAAUGUGGAUCAAGCAAGAGAUAUAUGUAGGAAUAGAAAACUUUGGCACUUGGUUGUUUCUAUCUACUCUCUCAUAGAUUUGUGUAAAGAUUAAUAAAUGUAGGAGGAAAUAGGAGGAAUAACAUUAUAGCUCUGUUUUAGAUAACUCUGAGUUCUGACAUAAAUUUAACAAAAAAUACAAUUUUAUUAAGCUAUAUUUGUUAGCAGUAUUUCACUUGAAAUAAGAACAAUGUAAUCACAUUAGGUACGUGUUGUUUUUUGAAAUUUUUUUUGUCAUUUCUUUACCAGAUUCCAUUCAAAUCGCUUUUAUAAAUUCAACCAUAAAGUGAAUUAAUAAUAAUAUUGUUAAAUAAGAAGUUUAAUAAUACAAUAAGAAGAUAUUUCACUUAAAAAUAGUUUACUCAAUUGACCUCAUUCAGAGUCGAAAUCCAUAAGAAAUUAUAAGGUAAAUAUUAUCAGAUUGUUAAAUCUAAUUGCUUUAUUAAAGAUCUUAAAUAUUUAUUAGAUAUUACUUGUUUGCUAUUUAAUUUUAUCGUUCUCUUAUUAUUUAUAAAUUUUAUUGUUGAUAUGUUAACAUAUGUCAUAGAUUUAAAUUAGAAAUGUAAUAAAGAAUUAUUACUUGAUUGCUUGGUAUUGAUUAUGUAACAAAUGUUAAGUUUGAACGAAUAAUUUUUAUUAUAGAGGAUGUAAUAAAAGAUUAUAUAUAACGAUCCGAAAACGUCAGUUAAAAUUGUUUCCACUUUUAAACCACGUCUCUUUGUUCGUUUAUCUACUAUCGUUAGGCUGUGGUUAAAAAACCACAGAAAAUUUAAUAUAAAUUAUCUGUAAAUUUAUAAUGAAUUUAGUUUUAAAUUAGUUUAGUUUCUCGUUAUUUAGGGAUAAUAUGUAAUUUUAUUAUAUAGCUGGGAAGUAUAA